AGUAGGCUUCUCCCUUUCCUGCUCCUAAAAUUCAACUAUAACAACGAGACGUGCUACAUACAUAGCGCCCAAUAAGUAUAAUUAAUAAUUUAUAAAACAGAAAUCGAUCGACAGCCAUGCCAUCGCCAGGAGGAAACCAGCUGCCGAAGAUGUGCUGUCCAGAGUGCUUCGCGCAGAUAUGCGCAACCUUGCAGAUUGAGCAGGGCACUUCUGUAGUCGAGGAAGUGUCUCCAACUGAGGCUCUUUUGCCCGAAGACGAUGUCAGCGUGAUCGUGGGCAACAUAUACGAGGUCCAUGAGGUGGCUUCGACUGAGGAUCUUUUGUCCGAUGAUAGCAUCAUCAUAAUCAUGGAACCAGAGGACGACUUAAAUGAAGACUACGAGGCGUCUUUCCAGGGAGAUGGCAACGAUCUUCUCCCGGGGGGACACCCAAAUAAUACUUAAAACUAUUUUCAAGAAGCAAACCCCUCAAAAACCAUAAAAACCAAAAAAUAUUAAAGAGUUUGUUCGUUUCGUUGCAGUCUUUAGAAGGAUUACUUCAAUACUCGAUUACAGAACCAAACCAUUAUUUUCAAAGAUUUCUAUUUUGUGUAACCCACCAACAAGCAAUAAUGUAGGACGAACUGCCCUCUGAAACCGGAAUAGGCUCAUCUGGAGGAUCGGAAAAUGCAGCAGAGGGACGCUGACUGGCAGUCCUUGAUGGAGGUGGGCCUGUGCCAAGCAAGGAGGAGGGAGUGAUCAGUGCAAAUAGAUAAUCUUAAAUAUAAAAAAUACAAUACAUAAAGCAGACACAUUAAAGAUUUUACAGUGUUAUAAAUUGACAUAUUUAAGAUAACCUACACGCUGUGGUAUUCAUUCUGAAUCGAAAAUAAAAUAUACUUAUAAGAGAUUUUAUUUUCUCAAAA
Messenger RNA from Drosophila biarmipes, 904 nucleotides. RefSeq lists its product as uncharacterized. Bases 117 to 443 code for a protein of 108 amino acids. NCBI's taxonomy places the organism in Eukaryota, Metazoa, Arthropoda, Insecta, Diptera, Drosophilidae. The record is from RefSeq and is a predicted model, not a curated record. The transcript is spliced from 2 exons.